AUGUAUAGUAAUGUCGGCCCUUUGCAUGCUGACUCGAUGGACCGAUUACUCGCUCAGGAUGUUCCUUCACCGCGAGGCUUCGCCGCCAUACGCGUGAAAAUUGGACGAUUACGAGCAAUCUCAUUUCAGACCGCCUUAGCGACUUCGCCGUCAGAAUACUUGAAUAACUGUCAUCCUACGAUUACACAACCACGAAGUCGUGGUGGCUCAUCAAAUCAAUUUGGGAUAUGUUUGUUCAAGGAGACGAGCGAAAUUAUUUGUAUAAUGCGACCCCCUGAGCAUUGGCAAUAG
Molecule: messenger RNA, 291 nt
Organism: Botrytis deweyae
Lineage: Eukaryota; Fungi; Ascomycota; Leotiomycetes; Helotiales; Sclerotiniaceae
Exons: 3
Coding region: 1-291 (96 amino acids)
Source: RefSeq, a predicted model, not a curated record